AUGACUUCCCUCAGUGAAGCAAAUGCUAAGCUUGCCAUUGACUUCUUCCAUCUGCUGCGGAAAGAACACCCAUGUGGAAAUGUCCUCUUUUCUCCAGUUAAUCUCUCCACUGCCCUGCACCUGUUGCUUUACGGAUCACGGCAUGAAACAAAAGCUGAAAUUGAAAAGGCGGUGAAAGCCGGAACUCAGACCACUGCAAGGGAAGCUGGUUGUGAAGCUGAGGAAGGAGCCUCCUCACCUGUAACACCUGGAGAAGAUGAGAGACGAGCAGAUGGCAACCUGGAGUUCUCAGUGGCGGAAACCACUGGCGAGCUUGAUUCUGAGGAAGUUUCUCCCUCUUACUUUAUUCCUUGGAGGAAACAUCUCCAGGGAAUGGAAGAGGCUGAAUAUCUAGUUCAAGAGCAGUCAUCUCCAAAAGAAAAAGUAUCCCGGAAUCCAUCUACUUCACGUGAAAACCUGGAAGAACAACCUAUCAAUGAAAACAUGGCAGCUGCAGAAGCAGGUCUCCACACAUCUUCCCAUGCAGCCAGCGAUAAUAUUAGUGCCCUGUUGUCUGAGUUCAGACACACAGUGAAACAUGCAGACGACAGUGUGCAGGCGUUCAAGGAAACUUUUGGUAUUUUUAAAGAAUGUUGUGACAAAGUGUGUACAAGCAUGUCAAACCUGCAAGUUGUUCUAGAAGCUCUAGUUACCAUCCUAAGAGAGUAG
Molecule: messenger RNA, 708 nt
Organism: Zootoca vivipara (common lizard)
Lineage: Eukaryota; Metazoa; Chordata; Lepidosauria; Squamata; Lacertidae
Source: RefSeq, a predicted model, not a curated record